GCACCAGAGGAAACCACUGGUGCAGCAUAGGAGUCAUACCAAGCAUAGCCUGCGUGUCAGUGCAGUCGACUUACAGCUGGCUGUGAGGAGAGCUGACGCUACUCUUUUUAUCCGCUCUUUAUCGCCGAAAACAUUCACCCGUAUUUCCAAACAAGUGUCAUAAACUCAGUAGAAUAACUAGGGGAAUCCGGUUUCUGUUAUUUCAGCGUGUUUUAUGUUAUUAAGGGGGUUAGUAGAGAACUAAGUUGGAGGCUGGGCCUUUAGUUUUUUGACCAUCGCUUGAGCGGAGAAGGGAAAAAGCUGGUCGUCUUCUUCUUUUUUUUGUUUAUGUAAAAAAGUCGAUAAAUGCUACUAACGAAAAUGGACCUGUUAAACUACCAGUACCUGGACAAAAUGAACAACAACAUUGGCAUCCUCUGCUACGAAGGUGAAACAGCUUUGAGAGUGGACCCCAGACUCCAGUCCCUGUCUCUAUCCUCAUCUUCCUCCUCCUCGUCCUCCUGUUCGUCAUCCUCCUCCUCAUCUUCUUCCUCCAUCUCCAGCCACAGGACAGGUCCUCCUCCCAUAAGCCCCACCAAGAGGAAGCUGAGCGGGGACCAGGGUGACAGCGACAUGGACGACAACGAGCAUGUAGCAAAGAUAAACCGAAUGUUUGCGGCACAGCUGAAACCUAAUGGAGACUAUCGUAGCUCUCCCAUCUCCAAGGACAGGAGCCGGAGUCCCAUUGAACGUGUGGUGGUGCCCAGUGCACUGGGAGUCCACAGCAACCACCUGUACAGCCAGGCCCACCACCACCAGCACCUGGCCAGCUUAGCCAGUAUGGACCAGCCACUGGCACUCACCAAAAACAGCACAGUGGAGUCUGCACGUAGCAGCACAGCAGCUAUGACCAUUGUGCCGCACGCAGUCAGCGCCAUGGAACGCCAGCAGAACCGUCCUUCAGUGAUCACGUGCGCCCCAGCCAGCAACUGCAACCUGUCUCACUGUCCAGUCUCCCACAAUGGCUGCUCAAGCCUCACUAACAACUACAGGAGGAACAACACCAACACAGCGUGUGACCCUGUGAUAGAGGAGCAUUUUCGCCGCAGCCUCGGGAAGAACUACAAGGAGCCUGAGCCCACCGUCACCAACUCUGUGUCCAUCACAGGCACAGUGGAUGACCACUUUGCCAAGGCGCUAGGCGAGACCUGGCUGCAGAUCAAAAAUAAGGGGAGCCCCUCAUCGUCCGGCAGCAGCCCAAAUUCCUCCCCUGACAGUCACAUGGUCAAUCACAACCACUCCCCUUCUGUGGUGUCCUGAAGGUGCAAGGGUUCAAUAUGGGUGUGUCCAUGUCCCUUGCCCUUCCAAUCAUCCCAGCUUCAUCAUCCACACCCUUGUCACUCUUGGUCUGUCACCAGCAUCCCAGAGGGAGUGCUUGCCUGUUGGUCUGCUAUAAACAAGCCCGCUCUCUCUCUAUGCACUCAUAAAAGAUCAAUCAAGCAAUAACAAAACAGCCAUUUUUUCUCCUUCUGUCCGCUGGUGUGCUAUUGACAGGCAGUAAACCGGUAAUGAGUGAUGAAGGUUUGACUGAGGGACUGACUGGAGCAUCAAGCUGCUCCUUUUAAUCAUUCAUCAUUGCUGCAUAUCAAGCUUGGAGCUGAGCAAGUGUCUGUAGUUAUAUGUACAUAAAGAGAGAGAGGACAGGCGACAUUUUAAUUAUUAAUUUUGUUUGUUUCUUUAACAGUAGAUUUGAGUAGCGCUUCUGCAUUAUAAGAUGCCUGACAAUUGAAAGAAGGUGAGAGAGAAACACUUUAGGAGACAAUAAUCACAAACCACCUGACUAUGCUACCAAAGAAACCUCAGAUGCUGAUGUUUAUCAAUGCCCACCUCAAAAUCAACACCACAAAAAAUCCACGUUGUGACCACCGCCCUCUGUUUUAUCGUUUCUCCUUUUCCCACCUUCCUUGGCACUCCCACUCUCUCAGGUGUAUGAGUUCUGGUGAUUUUGUUACUGUAUGUGUAUACUUAAGUGAACGACUUGGUCUGAUUUACACUACUCUCCGAGGGUAAAUGGCAUGUUAAUAUUGCAAUCUGGCACUGCACACACUGGGACUGCAAACUGAUCAAAUCCAGCUUGCUUGGGAUUCUAAUGGUUGAAAACGUACCUGGGCAUAGUUUCAUCCUCACCAUGACAGAACAGUACAAGCCUCAUUAUUAUUAUGGUAUUUACUGAAUGCAUUUCUGAAAAAUGGAAAAACAUAAAUUGGCUAAAAUAUGAAAAGUUAUAUGAAUUUGGAUACCAUUUGUCCCAGUAUAAAAACAGUGUCAGUGCAUGUUGAUUAGUGCAGCUGUUAACUGAAACAUGAUUGCAUGUUCAGAAAAGGUGGGCGAGUUAAAGGUUGCUUAUAUCGCCACCUCACGUCUGACUAUCUAAAACAAAGCCAUACCCUGUUUGUUCAUCACGUGGCUGUGCCUGUGUAACAUGUUAACUCAACGGUUCCCUCCCCACCAGCACUUAACUACGGAGUGUCAAUCUGCAUCAAGUGCAGAGAGCUCUCCAUAUUAAUGGAAGGGGUAUGAACAGUCAGGUCAAUUGGCCACUCUUCAACAUCCAUUAUCAUGGAUACAGAUGGAAACAUUAGUCACCCAGCUGCUACCCAGAACAAGGGUACAAGUCUGGCGAAUUAAGGACAGACUUAGGUUUCACCUUCCUGUUAAAGAACAAGUUCAAUGUAUUAAGUGCAGCAACAUCUGCAGUACAGAAUAUCCUGGGAGCAAUAGAGAACCUAAAAUCCCUCCACUUCCAAACUGGAGUGGAAAGUAUGAGGUGGUAGUGGCCAGAAUAAGUUUCUUCAUCCACUUUUUUUCACCAUGCAAAUGUGCAUUCUAUUGACAUUAUGAAGAUAAAUGAUAUAACUUGAUACACAGUAAAUCAUCGGCUUUUAAAGUCCACAGGGAUAGUAAAUGCAUCAUACCUCCCAGCCCAACAUAUUGGUUUCACUUGUAGGUUGCGAGACCAACGCUCAGUACAAAUUUGUUAACUGCAGUGUUGAACGGUAUUGGCAUGGAUAAAUAUUUUGCUGCCCCAUUGAAGCCAAACAAGAAUACUUCUCAUGUUUAAAGGCACAGUCGGGUUCAUUAGGCUGAUCACUUCAGCUGGUGUUGAUGACCAUUCUAGUUAUUAUGAGGGGAGAGUAGGACUGAAAGCACUUGUACAGCCUGUAGGCUGUGUAAGGUUGGGCUUUGCUGAACAAUGUGCUUUGAUGUGUUUCACAGGCUUAACUGCUGACAGUGAUGAGGCGAUAGAUGACACUUUGUGGUUGAAAGAAAAAAAAAAAAGUCUGGUUCCUCAACCGGGGGAGAGAAGAUUAUUCAGAUCUCUUCAAACACUCCUUUGUUUUUUGUUAACUCUUUGAACAUGGGGGUUGUAAUUAUAUUUGGUUUACACCCUGCUAAUCCCUCCAUCACCCUACACACUGUGGUUUGGUAGAUUUCUAUGAAGUUUGAAGGGUAAACUAAUGCUUUUACAGAUGCAUGUUUUUUUUUUUUUUUUUUUGGUUUUAAUAGCUGGUAUCUAUUAGUGUUUUUAAGCAUUUCAAUCUUAACUAAUAACCUUUUCAUUCGGACGUUGUUACUUCUUUUGUUGUCAGUAACAGACAUAGACACUAUACACUCACUGCUGGGUCAGUUGUACUCCAUAUUAUUGUUAUUGUUGUUAUUACAAUUUUGUAUUUCUUGUUUUCCAUUAAUAUCAGCAUGGUAACAAACCUCUAUAGUGGAACAGCCUCCGGACAGGCUGCGUUUAAUGAUGAGAGUUCCCCAAAACCAUUUCGGCACGACAGUCGAUUAGCUUUUCGCUCCUGCAGAGCAGUGAUCGUUGUAGUGUUGAAUUGGCUUUGGGAUACCCAGCCCAUAAAGGUUUUCGUAAGAUGUUGAUCCAUCGGUGGUACAGGAUGCUACGACCUUCUGUGUAACGAGCUGAGACGCCAAAUUGGCACAAAUUAGUCUGCAGGACCUUUCCACAAAAGCAUCAUGCAAGUCUUUUUGGCUGUUGUCUUUAAAUCAUGACCUUACAUGCACUCUUGCUGUAGUCUCAGAAGGUCUAGAUCGAAGCCAAGGUAGCAGGCAAGGAUGCUUUUGGGAAACAGUACUGUUUAUGAUAAGAGCUAGUGGUGAUGGCUCUCAAACAUCUUGUUGACUAAAGUGUUUAAAGAACUUUUGUGUUACUAAAGAACAAAUACUACACCAAUAGAAUUGGACAACAUCAAGAGAUGAUAAACAAAAAGGGUUAUCUGAAUUUAUCUCAGCCCUUAGCAGUUGACUUUUUUGUGUCCUGACUUGGUGUCCAGCCUUUUUUUAUUUCAGUGCAUUCUUUUCUGAACAAAAUUUUAUUGAUGCUGCAAGCAAGCUAGACUGCUGCAGUUGGAGGAAAUGAAAUUUAUUCUGUAAAAGAGCCUGCGCCAAGGUGGCAUACAUUCCUCCGCUAGGGAACUUGAUACAGGCCUUGUACACACUCAGUAUCUCCAGAUCAACAGACAGAGCUAAUAACUAGCCAGAGCCACUUGUCCCAGAGUUGCCUGCCAACAGCAUUUCUUGUUCCACUUCAUUUCUUUUGGUCAAAAAUCCACAUUGUACAGUAUGACAAAGGAACAACCAGUGCUGUUAAAAAACUGAAUGUAGAACUUCAGAGAACUCCUGUAGGGCUUUGGAACCAACAGAGAACCAGUUCAGUUUGGGCACCACAGAACAAAACACCCUGAAGGGAACCAAUGAGAGCUAAGAGAACCAAAAACAAAUCAGAUAGCGUUUCUUCAGAUGACCAGGCAACAAACAUCUCCCUUUUGCUACUUCUUCUUCUUGAUUUGUUUGGCAUUAGGCAAACAAACUUACAGGUGUGUGUCCAUUUUGUUUUUUUCUUUCCUUUGGAGGUUUAAUAAACCUGAUGCUGAUAGCGUCACCAUACCAGUUCAGAUUGGCCAGGUAUCUGGGUCCUGCUGGGAACCUUAAUCCUGGGUUCCAAACCAACCUAUUUUUGGUCAAAAUGCUCAUUACUUACUUUGUGAAUAAGAACUUAACCGGUUCUUUGUUGGUCUAAAAGCCCACUCAGAGAACUGAACCUAAGAGUUCAGUGUCAUUCUGUAGUAAAAUAAUAAUUUGUCUCUCUCAGUUUAUGGAUAACAAGGUUCAUAUUUGUUUGGGUCAUUUUUAUCAAACCACGAUGACUACAUCCAUUACCGGACAUCAAAUGGAACGCUUUCUUACUGUUCUAGAAUGUUCCACACAUUCCAUCCCCAGCUAUCAGAACUGGCAGUUGUGAACCGGAAUUGAGGCUAAAAAGAUCUAGAAUCUUCCAUUGCCUAAAAUGUUGAAUCAUAACCCAAUGACACAUACUGUGUCUAUUCUCUGAUAUAAAUGUGUUUUCUGUGACAGGUUCAGAGUGGUUUGGAUGGAGAUUAUUGGUGGUUUGGCUGAUUUGUGGGGAGGGGGUAGUUUCAGGAGCUGAGCUUCUGUAAGCAGUCUGUGAGCCAGGAGACUUUUCAACUGCCACUGAAAAUCUUUUCACAGUGAGGCCUCCUCCUCUCAGAUUAAGUUGACUCUGAUUAAGAGUUGAUGUAGUUGGCAACAUACCAGAAAACAUGAGGGAAAGUGCUAGGUGUCAAAAGGAUUUUUAAAAAUCUUUUCUCAUUAUCAUUUCACUAUCACCCUGUAGGUAGGAGGCUCGCUUUCAGCUUUGGCACACAGUCCCUACAGACUGUAGGAAAAUCAUUUAAUUAAAAGGAUACUUUUUUUUAAUAAUAGGUAACUUUAAGACCAUCAUUACGCUGUGCGUAACGAAUGUACAGAGGGGAAAAAAAUCGUAGCUAUUUUUUUGAGGAUCAGUUAAUUUGUUAAUGAUAUGUAGCUAUUUAAUUGUUUUUCCCUGUCCUUAUAUUGUAAUCAUUGCAUUCUCUUUUUUCGUGAAAAAAAAAAGUUGAUCUUUUUUGUUUAUAGUUUGUCUUGUUAGAGUAAAAGUUCAAGUGCAGGAGCACAGUAUAAAUCCACAAUCAGCCACUGGUGUGUCAGUGACAAUCGCUACUUCCACAGGGCCCCAGUGUUGUGCCAUUGGGGUCGACAUUUGAUCAUGUGACUUCUGAGCCAUCUAAACAAACGUUUUAUCCUUUCUACGGGCUCUUGAGCAGGUAACGCGUUUUGCAUUGAUGGAACAUCGUAAUUUUGCCUCUAGCCCAUUGCAUCUAAUCAGCCAUUUCCAUUUAACUAUAAAAAUCACCAUUAGUCAUGGGCUAUCAGGCAGGUAGGUUUUGCACCACUGCAUGUAAGCAAUUUAAAAUACGGAAUUUCAAAACUUUUUGAUGGCUGGUUUUAUAGAUGGGAAAUGAACUACAAAUAAAACAGUCAUUUUCUCCUAUUGGUUUGACUUGUCUGAACACUGAUAUCAUAACAUUACAACUGAAUAGAUGAAAAUCUGACGGCAUUUCUGUAAAUAUUUAGUGCUCGAGUUCAUCUGCUUUGUUGCCUGUCAGGCUGAGAAGUUGGAUCUAAUGUCACAGUUUCCAUCUGUGAAGGCAAUUUAGCAUCUGUAAACAUGAAAAUGAUGCAAGUAAAUCAAAGAGGAGUUGGUCUUUACUCUGACUGUGCCACAGUUUCCAGGUCUUUUUGAAGUGGAAGUAGCAUGUACUUAGUGGUAGUAAUACUCU
Messenger RNA from Monopterus albus (swamp eel), 6674 nucleotides. RefSeq names its product vestigial-like family member 4b (gene vgll4b). The transcript has 5 exons. Lineage: Eukaryota; Metazoa; Chordata; Actinopteri; Synbranchiformes; Synbranchidae. Gene Ontology annotation, biological process: negative regulation of DNA-templated transcription. The record is from RefSeq and is a predicted model, not a curated record. Gene Ontology annotation, molecular function: transcription coactivator binding. The coding region runs from base 346 to 1299 and encodes 317 amino acids.